Molecule: messenger RNA, 2235 nt
Organism: Phlebotomus papatasi
Lineage: Eukaryota; Metazoa; Arthropoda; Insecta; Diptera; Psychodidae
Product: glutamate receptor ionotropic, kainate 2-like
Exons: 4
Coding region: 1-1842 (613 amino acids)
Cellular component (GO): membrane
Molecular function (GO): glutamate-gated receptor activity
Source: RefSeq, a predicted model, not a curated record
AUGAGGUUGAAUGUAGUUUCUUUAUUGGUUUUCGUUCUGAUUCUAUGGAUUGGUAGAGUAAAAUGUGAAAUUUCUGAACGUUUCUUGAAGGAUUUUUUGUUAAAUGAAAAAAUACCUACAACAAUUUCAUUACUAAAUUGUCGCCCAGAAUUUUUGGUUAGAAUUGCAAAAAUUUCUAACCUUUCGAUUAUAGUGAAUCCAAAAGCUUUCCUUGAACCAACGUAUAGGACGAAUGAUAUUCUCAAUAUCGUGGAUUUAGAUUGUCCUUCAGCGAGAGAUAUCCUUUUAGAAAUUCAUCACAUCAUAUUGGCUCAUCCAACACGUUGGCUCCUCUUCACAAAUCUCAACGGUGCUAAUGAUCACAAGAAACUCCUUGAAAAAAUACCUUUGAGACUUGAUAGCAACGUUAUCCUUGCUGAAGCAAUGAAUGCAUCCGCAAUUUCUAUGAAACAUGUUUAUAAGAUUAAACCCACGUUGGAAGUAAUAUCUGAGGAUUAUGGCAACUGGAGUGUUUCCCAUGGUAUUCAUGUUAGUCGUCCCGGUGUAGUAUUGUUUAAGAGCCGUAUGAAUCUCCAUAGAAAUCCUCUUACAGCAUCAAUUGUUAUUACAAACAAUGAUACCUUCAAUCAUCUCACUGAUUACAGGAACCGUCACAUUGACUCCAUCACAAAGGUGAAUUAUGUAUUGACUAAUUAUCUUUUCGACAUCGUGAACGCGACCCGAAGGUUCCGAUAUCAACCCGUCUGGGGCACUAAGAAUAGGAGCAACGGCCACUGGGACGGAAUGGUUGGCGAUUUAUUGGAUGAUAAGGCAGAUUUAGGGGGAACAUCAUUGUUUAUGACCACAGAACGUGUCCCCAUUAUAGAUUACAUUUCUAUGACAGUCCCUACCCAUGCAGCCUUUAUCUUCCGUCCACCUCCACUUUCGUAUGUCGCAAAUAUCUUUUACCUGCCAUAUCAAGACUUGGUCUGGAUUUCAGCAAUGAUUCUCGUAGUGGUUUGUACCUUAGUCUGUUUCUUUGUAUGGAAAACUAGUGUUAAAAUGCAAGAAGAUUAUCGCCCUGACGACAUCCCAAGGUUGAGCGAUGUUGUCAUGAAUUCAAUGGGAGCUAUAACACAACAAGGGCAACAUAUGGACAUUGACAUUCUACCAGGUAGAAUAGCUUCCUUCUUUAUGUUUCUGGCUAUGUUCUUUUUGUACACAUCAUAUACAGCCAAUAUCGUUGCACUUCUUCAAUCCACAACAAGUAGUAUUUCUACUCUCAAGGAUCUUCUGGAAUCUAACCUAAACUUUGGAGUUGAGGAUAUUGUUUAUAAUCGCUAUUAUUUUAAAACUGCUACUGAACCCAUCAGGAAAGCCGUAUAUGAGACUAAAAUUGCACCACCGAACAAGAAGGACCGGUUCAUGGAGAAGAGCCUGGGGGUUGCAAAGAUGCGAGAGGGUCUCUUUGCCUUUCAUGCCGAGGUUUCGACAGCAUACAAAUUGGUCGAGGAAACUUUUUAUGAGCAUGAAAAGUGUGGUUUAAUGGAAAUUGAAUUUAUCCAAGUAACUGAUCCCUGGUAUGCCAUACAGAAAUUUUCACCGUAUAAGGAAAUUUUAAAAGUAAGCCUAUUCAAGAUGCGAGAACACGGUAUACAGGAACGUGAAGUAGGAAAAAUAUACUCAAAGAAACCCGAAUGCACGUCUAAAGGGCAAAAUUUUGGCAGUGUUCGUCUUAUCGAUUGCUAUGUCAUUAUCAUGAUAAUACUGACUGGUUACGGAUUGUCGAUUUUAGUAUUUCUGCUGGAAAAGUUAUUCAACAUUCGUCAAUGUGGAAUUUCCACAACAAUUUGUACACUCUAAUGAAAAUGUCCACAAGUUUGUGCUCUCUAAAACUUUAAAUUUAGCGAUAUGAGGCUUUGAGAUGCAAUUCAAUAAACCUUUCAAUAAAUAUUUCCACACUAAAUUUCAGCAAAUAUUAGUGAAAAUUGUUCAAAAUGUUGAGUGAGUUGAUUGGAUUAAUUUCUAUCUGGUUUUAUUCAGAGCAUAUCAUGAAGCUUUUUUUCACUAGAGUCGCUAGAGGUUUUAAACAGAAUGUUCCAGGCAAAAAAAGUUCACGCAAAUUUGUUUAUCAAAAUAAAUGACAUUUCACAUGCAGAAAUAGUAUGAAUUCUCUCGGAAUAUAGAACAAAUUUGCAAUGAGGGAUAUGAAAAGGGUAGUUUGGGAGAUUGUUUGUGACACGAGAAUGACUAAUG